ACUCGUCGGCAGCGGUCGACGAGGGCGAACACCAGGCCGCUCAGCUCGGCUCAGGAUACGGGCACGAGUCAGCCCCCAUCAGAGGAGACGAAAAAUGACGAUCAGGGCAUACUCAAGACCUGAAAAUGGAACUUGGGAGUAAGUUGCUGGCAUGAUCUGGACAACACAGAAUACGACUGUUGGCCGAUCAACAAUCCAAAUGAUUACAAUAUGAUUAGCUGUGGUGGUCUGGAAAUGGCCUGGGUUCAGCGUCCUCCAGAGAAAGUAACCAAUGGGGAAGAGUUCAAUGUCUCAUACACGGUGACGGCCUCAGAUUCCUUCUAUGAGUACGCAGUCAGGAACAAGAUUUUCCAGUUCAGCGAGGCUUCAGAGGUAAAGAGGUUUUGUCAUGAACACGAGUGUCCGGCAAACUGGAACAACGCCAAUGAAAUGAACUGCUGCGUGUAUCACGCCAACAUCCACUCCUGUCCUCUGGGCCUCAUGAAACAAGGUGGAAUCUGUGGCCCAUGGAUUCCUGAUGAUGGUAAAAUAGUGACUCACACUGUAUCCAAAGCAGGCAAGAUGACCCAGAAAUACUGGACUUCAAAGGUGGUGCUGAUCCAUGUGGGAGUCACCUCAGUCAUCGCUCAUAUCAAAAUAGGACAGAUGCAUGCAGCUCUGGAGUCCAAAGUACUUGUUGUCAGUGCCCAAGUGUGCGGGGAUGACGUCUGCGAGCUGGAGGAGAACUGUCUGAACUGUCCUGCAGACUGCGGCAUCUGCCCAAUGUCCAUCAUGAUUAAAAUAGCCAUCGGGCUUCCAGUCGCCCUCUUCAGCAGUGGUUUCAUCCUAACCAUGGUGUGGCUUCAGUACCAGAAACAAAAAAUGUUUUGGGAUGAAAGCUGGAUCAUCAACUACAAGAACAUAAUAUUUGGUAGAGUGUGCAGGAUGGGCAUCAGCAGCACCACUAGCCUGCAGCGCAUCAAGAGCAACUCCACUGUCAGUCGAACUAGUGAUGUGACCAUGUGCACCGGGGUCAACACCUCCUUCACCCAAGGCUUCAUCCAGCCAGGCAUAUAUGAUGGGAGGAUGGUAGCAGUGAAACACAUCCAGAAGAAACAUUUCACCCUGUCUAAAACCAUCAGGAAGGAGGUGAAAGAAGUCAGGCAACUGGACCACCCCAAUCUAUGCAAGUUCAUUGGUGGGUCCAUUGAUGUGCCCUAUGUGAGCAUCAUCACAGAGCACUGCCCCAAAGGAAGCCUGUCUGAUGUCCUGCUGAAUGAUGACAUCCCCAUCAACUGGGGCUUCAGGCUGUCCUUUGCCACUGACAUCGCCCGUGGGAUGUCUUACCUUCACCAGCACAAGAUGUUUCAUGGGAGACUUCACUCCAGAAACUGUGUUAUUGAUGACCGCUGGGUAUGCAAAAUCUCAGAUUAUGGGCUCACAGCCUACAGAAAGGAGGACUUUGAGGCCGUCAGUAAUGGCUUCAACUGUGGCGAUGUAAACCGUAUUUACUGUGCUCCAGAGGUCCUGUUGGGAAGCAGCUCCAACAUGACACCAGCGGCAGACAUCUACAGCUACUCCAUGAUUCUGGUAGAGAUUGCAACUCGCUCUGACCUCAUUUCAGACCAGGCUGAGGGUGUGAGAAUGGAUAUCAUGUGGCGCCCCCCUCUGCCUGAACUCAAAGCAGGGAAGGCAGAUACUGACUGUCCCAGUCAAGGAGACUACUGUGAGCUCAUUAAGAAGUGCUGGUCUCACAACAUCACCAUGAGGCCCACAUUUGAGCAGGCGAAGAAGAUGCUUGACAAGAUGAACCCACACAAAGUCAGCCCAGUGGACAUGAUGAUGAACCUGAUGGAGAAGUACAGUAAACAUCUGGAGGCCAUAGUCGCUGAGAGAACACAGGACCUUCUUCAAGAGAAACAGAAGACAGAUCGGUUGUUAUACAGUAUGUUACCAAAGCCGGUGGCUGAUGACCUCCGUCAAGGUCGAACAGCAGAGGCUCAGAGCUUCUCCAUUGCCACUGUCUACUUCAGCGACAUUGUUGGAUUUACUCAGCUGUCUGGUGCCAGCACUCCCCACCAGGUAGUCGACUUCCUCAACCAGCUCUACACCACCUUCGAUGACAUUAUUGACAAUUACGAUGUCUACAAAGUGGAGACGAUAGGCGAUGCUUACAUGGUGGUCUCUGGGGUCCCUAAAGAAAAUGGCAUCAAUCAUGCUGGAGAGAUAGCCAGCAUGGCCCUGGAUCUGGUCAGUGUCUGCCACAACUUCAAGAUUCCCCAUAAGCCCAACACGCAGCUAAAGAUCCGUGCUGGCAUCCACUCAGGACCUGUUGUGGCUGGUGUGGUUGGCACCAAAAUGCCACGCUACUGCCUCUUUGGGGACACGGUCAACACAGCAUCACGGAUGGAAUCAACUAGUGAAGCUCUGAAAAUCCAGGUGAGUGGUGCCACAGCUGACCUGCUUCACUCACUCAGAGGUUAUGUCCUGACCUGCAGAGGAACACUUAAUGUGAAGGGCAAGGGCGAGAUGACAACAUGGUGGCUUGAAGCAAAGAGAGACGAUCAUGCAGACCCGCUGCUCAGAAUGUCUGAAUCCAGUGAAGUCCCAGUUCCAGUUUGUGACUAAAUCUGGAUCAACUCUAAAAUGCGAAAAUAGGUUUGGUGUUGUGAAAUUGAACUGUUUCAGUUGAACAAGGAACUUUAUUAUGGUUAAAAGAUAGAUAUUAUGACAUUAAGUUAUGAGAUGAAAAAUCAUCAUGAAUUUAGAUGUCACAGUGCACUGUAAAUUCACAAGUGUUGUUUAUUUUUUUUGCACUAAAAAUAUGCAGAAAAACAUGUCAGAGCUGAGGACACGCUGUUUUUGUCACACAUUAUUAUUAAUACUCUAUCAUAUAUAACUCUAUUUGUAUUGUUGAAAUCUUAGGCACUUUUCUGAUACAUUAGAAAAAAAGGAGAUAUUCACUGCCUGAAAACUAACUUACAUUUCAAACAUUCUGACAAAGAACUGGAAUCUGACAAUACGUGUCACACUUGGAAAAGCGAAGCUGUAAUUGAUAAACUAGAUAAUGUCACUGGUUUCAGUUCCCUGAAAUAAUAAUAAUAAAAAAAAACUGAACCAUUGUUAUCAUUGUUAGUUCCAAGUGUUGAUUUUCCUAAAAAUGGAUGUAGGAAUUUGGAACCAAACUCCUCCAUUAAAGCUACUUGGGAGUUUGCUUUGAAUUUUCUAAAUUCCAGAGUAGAUUUGAUACACACAAACACAUACACAUUACUUUUGUAGAAUAAGAAAGUACUGUUGUCUGUAGUUUUCAUGUGUAAAGUAUGGAUUACUGUGCUGUGCAGUGAAAUAUUAUACAUUGUAUUGUUCUUGAAUUCAGUGUUUACAUAAAUUGCAUUAAAGUUUUUUUUUUUUUUAC
Messenger RNA from Toxotes jaculatrix (banded archerfish), 3394 nucleotides. Its product is annotated as atrial natriuretic peptide receptor 2-like. Gene Ontology annotation, biological process: intracellular signal transduction; receptor guanylyl cyclase signaling pathway; protein phosphorylation. The record is from RefSeq and is a predicted model, not a curated record. The transcript is spliced from 23 exons. Gene Ontology annotation, molecular function: ATP binding; protein kinase activity; peptide receptor activity. NCBI's taxonomy places the organism in Eukaryota, Metazoa, Chordata, Actinopteri, Toxotidae. Bases 211 to 2607 code for a protein of 798 amino acids.